AUAUAUCUCAAUUUCUCGGUAUUUUAAACUUCAGCCUUCCUUUCCUUGGUCCAUAGUGCAGAAAUCUUGAUUCUUAUUUCCCUUGACCCUUUUCCUAAUGGCAGCACAUGAGUUGAUGAUAGAAUAUAAUAAAAUAUUAAAAUGUCUUGCCAUGGUGCAGUACAAGCUCCUUUGUCCAGAGUACUUUAAGGCCAUUGGUCAACGCAGAUUACAUUUCAUCAUACAACUUGACUUUGCUUUCAAAUCAUGAAUCGUCUUGUGAAACAUCAGCAGGCUUGGAAGCUCCUGUCUGGCCUUCAGUUAUCUUCUCGAAGUUAUACCAAACCUGGAAAAACUCUUUCUCUAUGCAAAGAUGGAAAUGCUUUCGUAUCUCAGAGCACAAGACAAACAUCUAAACGCUCAUCUGGUUUGAAAAGCACAGCUGCAGGAUGUCACCAGAAUUAUCAAAACCCUGCAAAAGGUGGAGUACAUACUGGUGAAACCAAUAGAAACUCGGGCAGUACCUACCAAGGCCUCAUCUGAUGUCAUUGAUGAUGAUAACAUGGAUGAUGAUGAAAUUUUGGAGAAUAUCGAUGUGGAUCAAAUUGUUUUGGAUCAUUACCAGUCAACUCCUCUACCAUCAGUCUCUAGAUUUCCCCAAACUACCCCGCAUACAAAUAAAAGGCAAUUUUUCUGUUGAGGAAACAAAUUUACCUCCAGAAUUGUCCUUAAUGUGCAGUCACAAUCGUUAGCUAGGCAUUUGUCCUGAAGCUUCAAGUCACCUGCAGGCUAUGAAGGAUACUCUAAUAUGUAUAUCAAAUGAUCUUCUUGACAAUGUUGGUGAGAUCAAUUCAGAAAGAAUCCAGGCCCUUCAACAAGAAAGGCAAUUGCUGAGGAAGCAGAUUCAGCAGCUUGAGAAACAUCUCCAAACAACGUUGGUGAACGAGGAAAGGAAAAUGUCUCAUUUUUCUGCUUCCACAGCAUCCCAUAUGUCAUUUCAGCAUGACACUGCUUCAACAAUGCCAUCUAGAAUCGAAACCAGAAGGCUAGAUUCCCAGUUUCAAGCAAACAAUGAGCCAUAUGCAUUUGAUAGAUGGGGCCAAUCGUCUUCAUCAUUUUAUUCUACAGAUGGGUUUGGUUUAUCAAAUGCUCCUGUGGAGAGAGAACCGUAUAUUCCAAAAAUAUUGAGAUAAAUUACAGAGAUGGUUCAACUGGCAAAAAAUGGAGCAGUCGGGAAUUUGCUUGGACAAAGAAACUAGAGCUUCGCAUAGCAUCUGAACUCUCAUUUAAAAAUCCACUAGUGCACUAACUUUUAUCCAUAUUGUUCAGACAAACAACAAAAAAGUGUUUGGCAAUCAUUCUUUCCGUCCAAACCAAAGGGAGGUGAUCAAUGCUACAAUGAGCGGCCACGAUGUUUUUGUAUUAAUGCCAACUGGAGGGGGUAAAAGCUUGACUUAUCAGGUUAUAUUGUUUCUUCUAUAUCACAUCUUUUCUGUUUUUAACUUGUUAUUCAGCUUCCCAAUUAUGCAAUAUGUCUAGAUUAGCAUAUCGUCAUCUACCCUAUUUCUAUAUUUUUCCAGUUUUAGUUCGAGCUGAAUGUUUAAUUUGGACAGGAAAUGUAUUAUAUAUGUUUUCUGAUUGUUCUCUCCUUUUAGAUUUUCUCCUAGUGCCAGUACUUUUAAGUGUAUUUACAAUCCAGACAUUACUGUUUCAAUUUGGAACAAAGAUUCUGUGCCAAUGGUCUCACUUUUUUAUCUAUUAUCAGUAGUUGUUACCAGCAUUAUAUGUAUUUUUAAUGAUUAUUCUUAUUCAAAGCUGAUUAUCUCUACUUGAGCAUGGAAGUGAUAGGGUGGUCUGCUGUAUUCAAGUUACACUAUCCGUAGCAGUAUUUGAUCGCAAGAAUGUAGAUUUAUCAGUUGAUUGACCAAUAAAUACUGUAAUAGCAAGUAAUGUGCUAUUAUUACUUAUGCUGAAGCUUUAUGGUGGUUCCUAGAAAAACAAAACCUAGGCAAUGGAAUAAAAUUGGAAAUAUGUUGCUGUAGUACAUCUCUGGUAUGGUAAUCGAUCAGGUUUCUAGUUUGAGUGCCCUCACAAGUCCCAACUAACCAAAAGAUCUAUGUUAUGAUCUUACCAAUUCUCGUGGUACUGACUUUUACUUUCUGACUUGUUUGUGUUAAUGUUACUUGUGGUUGAAAUUGGAUGUGCUUUGCUAGUGAAUUGGAUUCUUGUUUAUUCAGUACUCUUUGAUGGGCAUUUAACAUUUUGUGAAUCCUGGUUUCCUGUAGCUCCCUGCUCUUAUAUGUCCUGGCAUAACUUUGGUCAUUUCUCCUCCCGUUUCUCUCAUUCAAGACCAAAUAAUGCAUCUACUGCAGGUAAUUUGGAAAUAUGAUAUGUGAUACUUAAAAUUGGACAUUUCUUGUCGACUCUGAUGACUCCAGCCUGGCGUUAUUUCAAUCAAACUGCAUACCAGGCAAAUAUACCUGCUUCUUAUCUGAGUGCCAACAUGGAGUGGACUGAGCAGCAGGAGAUUCUAAGAGAGCUUAGUUCUGAUUAUUGCAAGUACAAGUUGUUAUAUGUCACUCCAGAGAAAGUCGCUAAAUCAUGUCGGAAAACUGCCUGCAGAGACUUUGAGUUUCAAAUUUACAGGAAAAAACUAUGGUGCUUGGGAAUUUCAGUUUAGAAUGUUUCUGAAAGGAAAGGAACUAUGGAACCACAUUGACGGAACAUCUCCUCCUCCUAAAGAAGCUAGGGAACUCAGUCAAUGGGAGAGUAAGGAUGCCAAAAUUAUUUCUUGGAUUCUAGCAUCCAUUGAAAGUCAUAUGGUGAACAGCCUAUGAUCAUUUCGUACAGCUAAACAGAUGUGGGAUUUCUUGAAGCGUGUAUACAAUCAAGAAAAUACUGCUCGGCGAUUUCAACUUGAACUCGACAUCAACAAUUUUGGCCAAGGCAAUCUUUCCAUUGAUCAGUAUUAUUCUGGUUUUAUAAAUCUUUGGAGCGAAUAUUCUGAUAUUCUCUAUUCCAGCGUAUCUACUGAGGCCUUGGCAAGCCUUCAAGAGGUUCAUGAAGUGAGCAAGCGUGAUCAGUUUUUGAUGAAGCUGAGACCAGAAUUUGAGAGCGCCAGGGCAGGUUUAUUGAAUCGAAGUCCAUCACCCACAUUAGAUGUUUGUCUUGGUGAACUACUUCGUGAGGAACAACGAUUGGCUACUCUUGCUGUCAUGGGGGGGUCAAAAGAAAAAUCUCAGGUUCUCAAUGUUGCUUUUGCUGCUCAAGGGAAGAAUCGAGGAAAGGGUUUCGUUCAGUGCUACAGUUGCAAAGAGAUGGGACACAUAGCUCGCAACUGUACCAAGAAAUUCUGCAACUAUUGCAAGCAAAAUGGACACAUCAUUAAAGAGUGUCCAACAAGGCCAGAAAAUCGAAAAGCACAGGCCUUUCAAGCUACUGUUUCAGGUUCUCAAGUUCUUGGUUCUGCAACAACUAUCACAAAUCAACCCAUUAUGACUCCAGAAAUGGUCCAACAAAUGAUUUGUACUGCAUUUUCUGCUCUUGGACUCCAAGGUCAAGGUAACAGGAUCUCUUCUACUUGGUUUUCUGAUUCUGCAGCAUCUAAUCAUAUGACUGGUUCUCCUAAGCUUUUACAUAACCUUCGGAAGUAUACUGGCACACAAAAUAUUCAGGUUGCUAAUGGCAAUAACAUUCCAAUAACAGCCAUUGGUGAUAUUGGUCCUUCUUUUCGUGAUGUGUUUGUCUCGCCUGAAUUAUCUAGUAACUUGAUUUCUGUUGGACAAUUGGUGGAGGAUGACUGUGAAGUACAUUUUUCUCGAAAUGGUUGUCUUGUGCAGGAUCAAGUGUCGGGGAAGGUGAUAGCGAAGGGGCCUAAAGUUGGAAGAUUAUUUCCAUUGCAGUUUACUGCUCCACAAGCUUUAUGUUUAGCUUCUAUGGUAGUUGAUAAUAAGGCUGAAAUCUGGCAUAAACGAUUAGGCCACCCAAAUGAUGUAAUUUUAUCUCAUUUAAUGAAACAAGGUUUUCUUGGUUCCAAGGAUAAGUGUCUAAAUUCUGGGUUAUCUAAUGGUUGUUCUACUUGCAAACUAGGGAAGAGUAAGAUUUUACCUUUUCCUUCUGAUGGAAGUCGUGCAGAUAGAUGUUUUGAUCUAGUACAUUCUGAUGUUUGGGGCAUUACACCUGUUACCUCACAUGCUCAGUAUAAAUAUUUUGUGACGUUUAUAGAUGACUAUAGUCGCUUCACAUGGAUAUAUUUUCUGCGCACAAAAUCUGAGGUGUUGAAUGCUUUCCAAACUUUUCUGGCUUAUGUUGAGAGGCAAUUUUCGACGUGUAUCAAGGUACUUCGCUCGGAUAAUGGUGGUGAAUAUACAUCACAUGAGUUUCAAUCAUUUUUGCAGCAAAAAGGUAUUAUAUCUCAGCGUUCAUGCCCUUAUACCCCCCAACAAAAUGGGGUAGCUGAACGGAAGAAUCGUCACUUGUUGGAUAUGGUUAGAACAUUAUUGUUGCAAUCUUCAGUUCCGGCUAAAUUUUGGGUAGAAGCUUUGUCCACUGCAGUCUAUUUGAUCAAUCGAUUGCCCUCUCAACAAUUGACUUUUGAUUCACCUUUCUACCGUUUGUUUGGCUUACAUCCUGACUACUCAAAGUUGCAUACUUUUGGCUGCGUUUGUUUUGUUCAUUUGCCUUCUCAUGAGCGUCACAAACUUGCAGCUCAGUCUGUUAGGUGUGCUUUUAUGGGAUAUAGCACUGCUCACAAAGGUUUCUUGUGCUAUGAUGCUGUAGCUCAUCGUAUACGGAUUUCUCGCAAUGUCAUUUUCUUUGAAAAUGAGUUUUAUUUUCAACAACUCAUCUCUCCUUCCAGCAGGGUUAUCCUUCCUAGAUUUGAUGACAACCAUCAAGUUCAACAGCCAACAACUGAGCGUUUUAAACCCGGCAGUUUACCAACGACGCCAUUCUUCUACACAAGUUCAACAUCCUGAUCCAUCUACAUCUAUUCUUCGUAGAUCUUCUCGCAUCAGCAACCCUCCUGAACGGUAUGGUUUUUCUAUAGUUCUAGCUGAUACUAGCGUACCUACUUGUUACUCUCAGGCCAUAACACAAGUAUGCUGGAUAAAGGCUAUGGAAGAGGAACUUCAAGCACUUCAAGAGAAUCAUACUUGGGAUAUCAUUUCUUGUCCUACUGGUAUUAAGCCUAUCGGAUGUAAGUGGGUAUAUUCUCUUAAAUUACGAUCUGAUGGCACGCUUGACAGACAUAAAGCACGAUUGGUAGCUCUUGGGAACAGACAGGAGUAUGGGGUUGACUAUGAGGAGACAUUCGCUCCAGUAGCAAAGAUGACAACUGUGAGGCUUGUUCUAGCUAUUGCUGCUUCUAAGGGCUGGUCGUUGAGGCAAAUGGAUGUUAAGAAUGCUUUUCUACAUGGAGAUCUUAAAGAAGAUAUUUACAUGCUUCCACCACCAGGAUUAUUCUCUACACCAUCUUCUGAUGUUUGUAAGCUUAAGCGUUCACUCUAUGGAUUAAAACAGGCUCCACGUGCUUGGUUUGAUAAGUUUCGAUCUACACUUCUUAGCUUCUCUUUUGUUCAGAGUCGCUAUGAUUCCUCUUUGUUUCUUUGCAAGAGUGCAAAGGGCAUUGUCAUGCUCUUGGUAUACGUUGAUGACAUUGUCAUUACAGGGACAGACACUCAAUUGAUUUCCCAACUUCAAGACCGACUUCAGAGUGCUUUUCAUAUGAAAGACUUGGGUUCUUUACAGUAUUUUUUAGGUCUUGAAGUGCAAUCUACCUCAACCGGCACAUUCCUACACCAGCAUAAAUACAUCGAAGAUUUGGUUGCUUUGGCUGGCCUUCAACAAAGCCGUUCAGUUGAAACUCCAUUGGAAGUCAAUGUCAAAUAUCGACGUGACGAUGGUGAUUUUUUGCCAAAUCCUUCUUUAUAUCGACAACUUGUUGGUAGCCUAAACUAUCUGACUAUUACUCGACCAGAUAUUUCUUUUGCAGUUCAACAAGUUAGUCAGUUUAUGCAAGCACCUACCACUCUUGACUUGGCUGCUGUCCGUCGCAUCAUUCGGUAUCUACAAGGCUCGUCUACUCGUGGUCUUUUCUUCCCAGCCAAUUCUUCCCCACAAUUAGUUGCAUACAGUGAUGCUGAUUGGGCUGGGUGUGCUGAUACGCGACGUUCUGUCACUGGUUGGUGCAUGUUUCUUGGUAACUCUCUUGUUUCUUGGAAAAGCAAGAAACAAGAUCGCGUGUCUAAGUCAUCUACUGAGUCUGAAUAUCGAGCUAUGUCCUCUGCGUGCUCUGAAAUAAUUUGGCUUCGUGGGUUACUAGGAGUGAUGCUCUACUGCGUCAGUUGGAGAGCUUACAUUCUCGUGACUCUCUUGCUCGUAUUGUCAUUGAUGAAGCUCAUUGUGUUAGCCAGUGGGGACAUGAUUUUAGACCAGAUUACCAGGGUCUUGGUAUGUUGAAACAGAAGUUUCCGAACAUACCUGUCUUGGCCUUAACUGCUACUGCUACUAUUAGCGUUAAGGAAGACGUUGUGCAAGCACUAGGUCUGGUAAACUGCAAUGUCUUUCGGCAAAGUUUUAAUCGUCCAAAUUUACGAUAUUCUGUGGUUCCAAAGACAAAGAAGUGCGUGGAAGAGAUUGAUAAGUUUAUCAGAGAGAGUCAUUUGACGAAUGUGGAAUCAUAUACUGUCUAUCGAGAAUGGAUUGUGAAAAAGUUGCUGAAAAGUUACAGGAGUAUGGACACAAAGCAGCCUUUUACCAUGGCAGCAUGGAAUCUGAGCAGCAUGCAAUGGUUCAGAAGCAGUGGAGCAAGGAUGAGAUCAACGUUAUAUGUGCGACCGUGGCAUUCGGGAUGGGUAUUAAUAAGCCUGAUGUUCGGUUUGUCAUUCACCAUUCUCUUCCAAAAUCCAUUGAAGGCUACCAUCAGGAGUGUGGUCGUGCUGGCCGGGAUGGUCUGUCUUCAUCUUGUGUCUUAUACUACAGUUAUAGCGAUUAUAUUCGCGUGAAACACAUGAUUUGUCAAGAAGCUUUCGAGCAAAGUUCCCUAUCGUCAAGCUAUCAUCGUGCAAAUACGGCACCUUCAGGGAGGUUAUUGGAGACAAAUCUGCUACGAAUGGUUAGCUACUGUGAAAAUGAUGUUGAUUGUCGACGUCUCCUACAACUAAUUCAUUUUGGAGAGAAGUUUUAUUCUAUGAACUGCCAGAAAACAUGCAAUAAUUGUUUCAAGAAUCAAAACUAUGUGGAGAAAGAUGUGACUGAGAUCGCAAAGCAGCUGGUCGAAUUAGUAAAGACAACAAACCAGCAGUUUUCAGCUGCUCAUCUCCUGGAGGUGUACAGAGGUUCCUUGAACCAGUUUGUUAGGAAACAUGAGAAGUUGAGCUUGCAUGGAGCUGGAAAACAUUUGGCCAAGGGUGAAGCAUCUCGCGUACUCCGCCAUCUGGUCACUGAAGAUAUCCUGAUUGAAGAUGUGAAGAAAAGUGAUAUGUUUGGAUCUGUGAAUGGACCCAAGGCCAACAAUCUUGUUUCUGGUGUUCAGACAAUUAAACUAAGAUUCCCAGGUGGUGCCAAAGCAUGUAGGUCAAGUCGAUCAGCAGCCGCCACUCCAGCAAAAGUCUCAUUGCCUGUGGAAAAGAAAAGCUUUACGCAGAUGGAUAUUCCAGCAGCCCAACCUCAAUCUGAAGCGAAUUUGGACCUUCCAGCCAAAUUAUAUCUUGCAUUGCGAGCACUUACAACCACCCUUAUCAACGAAGCUGAAGAGAUUGGGAUGGGUGCUCAUCACGUUUUCGCAACUAGCAUAUUUCACAGCAUCUGCAGGGCUAUUCCUAGAACCAAAGACGAGCUCCUAGAAGUCCAAGGCAUCGGAGAUGGCAAGCUCAUGAGAUAUGGUGAUCGUGUCCUGGAAACUAUAGAGGCCACCAUCAGAGAACAUUAUAGGGACAAAAACGGCACCAGCAGUAACGACAGCUCGGAUUCGAGAAAAAGGGGAAAUGACACCAAGGUCUCGAGUGGUACCUCAAAUGACGAUGAUUUUGUCGAGAGCACUGGCCCGACGAGAAAGAGGCUGGCAAAAAACCGGGAUAAAAAUCCUGAGCCGGUUUAUGAUGCAUUUCACGAAUUUGAUGAUAUAGACUUUGAUGACGAUCUGAUUGAAGUUGAGGUCGGCGAGGUGGAUCGGGUGAAAGGCUGCAGGGUCUUGCCUUCAUGGUCUUAAUGGGAAUUGAGAUUGAAGGAGGUUCCAACAACAGUCAAGAACUGCUGGGCCACGAAUGCGUUGAUGGCUCGACCAAAUAGAAAACAUUGAAAUACAAAACGGCACGAACCAAAUACUCGUGGACCUUGAAAAUGAAAACGAGCAAGCUCCUUAGUCCACAACCAGCGUUAGCGAGAAGUCUUAUCCACCACCUGUGGAGGGAAUGAAGUUUGAAUCCUAUGAAGACGCAUACAAUUACUACAACUGCUAUGCAAAAGAGCUUGGAUUUGGCAUUCGAGUCAAAUCCUCGUGGACCAAACGUAACAGCAAGGAGAAGCGUGGGGCCGUGCUGUGCUGCAAUUGUGAGGGUUUCAAGACGCCAAAGGACACAAACAUGAAGAGGAAGGAAACUCGGACUGGAUGCCUGGCCUUGUUAAGGCUGAGGCUGCUCGAGUCCAGCAGAUGGAGAUUAGACGAGGUUAAGUUACAGCACAACCAUUUGUUCGACCACCAGAGGGCACAGAGCUCAAGGUCGCACAAGAAAACAGAGGUCGGGGCCAAAAGAAAACCCGAGCCACCAGCCGCAACCCAUCUCGAAGUCUGCACAAUCAAGCUUUACCGAGCCCCACAUGUCAAUUGCGCGAUUCAUGACGAGAGAAAACCCGAUGGCCACGUAGAUAAAUCGAAACGGUUGAAAUUUAAAAACGGAGAUUUAGAGGCUCUUCACGGCUAUUUUCGGCGGACCCGAAUUUUUUCUACGUUAUGGAUUUUAGCGACGAGGGGUAUUUGCGGAAUGUGUUCUGGAUGGAUUCCCCGGUCGAGGGCUGCGUACGGAUAUUUUGGCGCUAUUCACGACGUGUCUAAAUGCCACAUGGCCUCUAGGGCAUUGAAAAGAUUAAACCAAAUGAAACUUUGCCCAAGGAUAAAAGUAUCUGAAUUAGAAACUUGCCUAAGGAUUAAACAAAACAAACAUUUUUUUGUGUUUCUUUUUUUUUUUUUCGGGCAAUGCUAAAGAACAUAUGACAAAGGAUCACGGUCUUCGUUCAACUAUAAUCGCCAAAUUAUUAUUUUAUAUGUUCAUCUCGUCAGUGUGCGUUAUGGAUCACGCCUA
This is a messenger RNA of Striga asiatica, 9278 nucleotides long. Lineage: Eukaryota; Viridiplantae; Streptophyta; Magnoliopsida; Lamiales; Orobanchaceae. The record is from the annotation of a GenBank genome assembly.